GCGGGCUCUGCGCGCGGGGGCCGGGCUCCGCGGAGAGUGGCAGCCCGACUUGCCUGGCUGCGAGGGGCCGGGCGCCGCAGUGCCGUAGUAGCGGGCAGCUGAGACAGGCCGUUUGGGGGCCACGGACACCAGAGCAGGCGGAAGCCCCCUGGGCUGCCCAGCCCCAGCCGGGCCCUGCAGGCGGUCGGCCCCUCCUUGUCCUCGGAGGGCAGCGCGGGCGGGAAGACGCCCAGGGCGCCGGCUCGGGUCCCCUUUUCCGCCUCUGGGCUCCUGUCGCCUCCCAAGUAAGGGAAUAAGCCCCGCGGAGGGCGCGCUCUGGGAGCCGCGACCAAGUGUUGCAUUCGGUGAGGAAGAGCAAGAGUUUCUGAAUACACCUUGACUACAGAGAGAAGAACGUUGCUUGAGGAAUAACAGUAGUCUUCUGUCAUCUGCUGGCAUAGGCACUGAAUCCUCAAGACGAAGGGCUUUCCAUGACAAACCUGAAAUGAACCAGGUACUGGACCGGGGCUCAGAUUCAGCCUUGUGAACACAGCUCUGUCCCCUGGUCUCCAGAGUUCAUAACCAGCUGAAAGAUGAGUGAAGAACAGUGGGUCUCCCUCACACCAGAAGAAUUUGACCAGCUGCAGAAAUAUUCUGAAUAUUCUUCUAAGAAAAUAAAGGAUGUCUUGGCUGAAUUUAAUAAGUGUGGAAAUCUCAAACAAUAUGACCCACAUAAGCCAAUUAGCUACGAUGUCUUCAAACUGUUCAUGAGGUCGUACCUGGAAGCAGAACUUCCUCAGACGCUGAGCAAACACCUCUUCCUGGCUUUCAGCCAGAAGCCCAGACAGAAAUCCCCUGACCAUCCAAAGGCAGAGGCCAGCAACAGUGAGCACAGUGCCCUGGAUGCCAGCUUACAGAAUGUGGAUAAUGCUGCCAAUGCAGAUGAGGCCUGUGCCCCUGAUACAGAUUCAAAAAUCACUGAGAAGCAAGUACCGGCUAGAGACUAUGUGGCUGCCGCCCCCCUGGGAAAUCUUGUUACUCAAUCUGCAGCCUCAGAGCCCCCCGUAGUGUACCUGAAGGAUGUCGUGUGUUAUCUGUCUCUGCUGGAGUCCGGAAGACCUCAGGACAAGCUGGAGUUCAUGUUUCGUCUCUAUGAUUCGGAUGAGAAUGGCCUCCUGGACCAAGGGGAGAUGGACUGUAUUGUCAACCAAAUGCUGCACAUUGCCCAGUAUCUGGAGUGGGAUCCCACGGAACUAAGGCCUAUACUGAAGGACAUGUUGCAAGGGAUGGACUAUGACCAGGAUGGCUUUGUGUCUCUGGAGGAGUGGGUCCACGGGGGCAUGACCACCAUCCCAUUGCUUGUUCUCCUGGGCAUGGAUGACAUUGGCUCCAAGGGGGACGGAAGGCACUCCUGGACCAUGAAACACUUUAAGAAGCCCACUUACUGCAAUUUCUGCCAUGUCAUGCUGAUGGGUGUUCGGAAGCAAGGCCUGUGCUGCAUUUACUGUAAAUACACUGUCCAUGAACGCUGUGUGUCAAAAAACAUUCCUGGAUGUGUCAAAACAUUUUCAAAAUCCAAAAAGGGCACCGAGGUGAUGCAGCACGCGUGGGUAGAAGGGAACUCUUCCAUCAAGUGUGACCGGUGCCAUAAAAAUAUCAAGUGCUACCAGAGUGUCACCGCGCGGCACUGCGUGUGGUGCCGGAUGACGUUCCACCGCAAAUGUGAAUUGGCGACGUUGUGUGACGGUGGGGAACUCAGAGACCAUAUUUUGCUGCCCACCUCGAUCUGCCCCAUCACCAGGGACAAGCCAGGUGGGAGUUCUGAUGGCAGCAUGACAUCCAAGGGCGACCUUGUAAUGCAGUAUAAGAUCAUUCCCACACCUGGUACCCACCCCCUGCUGGUGUUGGUGAACCCUAAGAGUGGAGGAAGACAAGGUGAAAGAAUUCUUCGGAAAUUCCACUAUCUGCUCAACCCCAGACAAGUCUUCAACCUGGACAGUGGGGGCCCUACUCCAGGAUUGAACUUUUUCCGAGAUACUCCAGACUUCCGUGUUUUGGCCUGUGGAGGAGACGGAACAGUUGGCUGGAUUUUGGAUUGUAUUGAUAAAGCCAACUUUACAAAGCAUCCACCGGUGGCUGUCCUGCCUCUUGGAACAGGGAACGACCUGGCCCGGUGUCUCCGCUGGGGAGGAGGUUACGAAGGGGGCAGCCUGACAAAAAUCCUGAAGGACAUUGAGCAGAGCCCCUUGGUGAUGUUGGACCGAUGGCAUCUGGAAGUCCUCCCCAGAGAGGAGGUGGAGAACGGAGACCAAGUCCCAUAUGACAUCAUAAACAACUACUUCUCCAUUGGUGUGGAUGCUUCCAUUGCACACAGAUUCCAUGUGAUGAGAGAAAAACACCCUGAGAAAUUCAACAGCAGGAUGAAGAACAAGUUGUGGUACUUUGAAUUUGGCACUUCAGAGACCUUUGCAGCCACCUGCAAGAAACUCCAUGACCACAUAGAGUUGGAGUGUGAUGGGGUCGGGGUAGAUUUGAGCAACAUCUUCCUUGAAGGCAUCGCCAUUCUCAACAUUCCCAGCAUGUAUGGUGGCACCAAUCUCUGGGGAGAAACUAAGAAGAACCGGACUGUGAUUCGGGAAAGCAGAAAGGUCGUCACCGACCCCAAGGAACUGAAAUUCUGUGUCCAAGAUCUCAGUGACCAGCUCCUUGAAGUGGUGGGGCUAGAGGGAGCCAUGGAAAUGGGACAGAUCUACACUGGCCUGAAGAGUGCGGGCAGGAGACUGGCCCAGUGCUCCUCUGUCACCAUCAGGACGAACAAGCUGCUGCCCAUGCAAGUAGACGGAGAGCCUUGGAUGCAGCCACCUUGCACGAUUAAAAUUACUCACAAGAACCAAGCACCCAUGAUGAUGGGGCCUCCCCAGAAGAGCAGCUUCUUCUCACUGAGAAGGAAGAGUCGUUCAAAAGACUAAACAUUAUGCCAAGCACCAGUCACACCAAGAGAGAAAACAAGAAACUGUAAAACACUCACACACAUGUGCACACACACACACUCACACACAUGUGCACACACACACAUGUGCACACUCACACACAUGUGCACACACACACACACUCACACUCACACAUUUCUCUAACCAGUGGAAGUAAAACCACCCUCCAAGAAGGAACCUUCACCUAGCCAUACAGUCUUUCUAUUUCAAGAAUUGUUACACCCCAACAGAACCCUGUGUUUGGACUUAGAGCCCACCACCAGGUGGUGGUCAGCUCAUGGGGUAGCUUCCACAUUCCCAGGCCUAAGUGUGGACCCUCUGAGGCUAAAGGAGAAAUCCUCCUUUCUUUCUACGUGUCCUGCAAAACUCACUCAUGGGAGUAUACAAGAAGUAGGUUUCCUGCCUUCCAUGAAAUUGGAUGUGGCCAAGGGAGAGAACUCCUGCUCCAGAGAGGUUGCAGAGACAAGAUGGCUUCCAUCUCUCAGAAGAAUCCUUGGUAGGGCUCAGCAAGUACACACUGGUUUCUUGGUUGUCCUUCAAGCAACAAUUUCUCCCAGAACUUGCUGAGGAAGCAGAAUGGCUGUGAAAAGCUGUGUUUCCAUUCUUGGUUCUCCGCUCCUGUCAGUGGGCACUUGUUAUUUUCCUGAAGCCUCCUCCUGGUGACUGUAUAUUUGUUUAGAGACAGCUCCAAGAGCCCCCAGAGCUGCCGGCAAGGCACACCUUAGAUGUGGUAUUUAUUUUCUUAGUUCUCUGAACACCUGGGAGGGAAAGCAGAGAAACUGGGGUUUAUUUUUCAAAUUGGUGUCAUAAUAUUGUAUAAAAAGGGAAGAAAAAAAAACAUACAUCCCCCUCCCCCCACUUCGUUCUUUUUUCUAGCCAAAGUGUGUUUCCUGUUUGAGCUCCAAGCCCUGGGAGCAGACUAUUCCUGAAGGCAGAGAAGCUGGGGCCUUUGGCUGAGGAGACCAGACAACACAGUUCUCUCCUGCCUCUUUGCACCAGCUGCUCCCAGAGUAUAAUCUGAAGGCCCUCUGAUGGUCUUAUCUGUGUGUACAUAUGUGCAGUAUAUAUAUUUAUAUACAUAAUUAUUUAUUUACCAAUGAACCUUUUUUUUUAUUGAAAAAAAAUAUAUAGUUUAGGAACAGAAAGUGACAAAGAAACAAAGGUUCUUAUGCCCCCCGUCCCCUGUUCUACCAUUUCAUUUCCCCAUGGUGAUCAUAAGGCUUAGAGGAAAUGAAAGUUUCUCCUUAGAAGAAGAAGAAACAGACUAUUCCUCCUGACUGGAUCCUAAAAACAGUCAUGAAAGAUAUUCUGGGUGGGAUUUACUCAUUUGUCCGAUGAGAAAACUGACUAUUUCAGAAAUGUCAAUAGGUUUCCCACAGUAUCUUGGCUAGUAUGAUCUGGGAAACGAGGCCACUGAGAAGAUAAUGAGUAAACAAGACAAUUCACAAGUCUUGGAAUAGGGUCAUUUCUAGCCACUGAUAAGUGAUACAGUUUGGAUCCAAGUUGGCAGGGAAGAAUGGAUGUGCAGCACAUGCAUGGAUGGCACAAACCCCACUUGAGAAAGCAAGGACCUCGCAGUGCUUCUUAGAGUUUCUCUGUGGCCAAGCUGGUAAGAGAUGGGUCUGGAGAUGAAGACAUUACAUAUCAUCAUCAGAUCAUCUCUUCCUGCCACCUCAUCAUGGCCAGGGCUACAGAGUCACAAGGACAAAGGCACCUUCUGCAAGAUGCUGCCAGCCAGUUCCCAGAUGAGUCAAGGCAGAGCUCAGUGGGCUUCAUGGAGCUGGUGCUGGCUGAUUUCCCAAGGAUAUAUCUGUGUAGAGCUUCACUGGUAGAAAGAAACAUUUGCAUUAGCACUUUUGUUCCCUUGGGUCUCCAUCCCUCUCUGAGAUUUCUCAAGAGGAAGCCUGGACCUCUUCAACAUCUGUCCACUGAGUUUAAUCUGGGUUCUUUAUACUGAGGUAGAUGCUAUGGACAAGGAAGGGAAAAUAGAGAUUCUGUGUAUAAAUUGAUCCUUACUCUGAAGGAAGUAGUCACCUAGGACCAUCUAGGAUGGAGAUCUAAGAGCAUCUUGCCUGACCUAGUAGAGCAGAGCACUGGACCAAGCCACAUGAAGCAUGUCUUCAAUGGUGUGAUUCUUGGUGAUGGAACCAAGAAGCUCCCGAAUGGCAGCAGGUGGCCAGAAGCAAGAGACCUGAGGAGAGAGAAGAGGGUCUUACAGCAAGUGGCUGCUCCAGCUUACAGCACAGCUGCUCUCUUCCACAGACUGGGAAGAGGUAACCUGGCAUGCCUCUCUGCGCCAUCAUUCUCAGCACCUGCUAGAUAGCUCAGAGGAAGUGAUUUUGACAGCAAAGAAGCAUAAUUUCAAGUUGCCACCUGCUACAGAGGUUCUCUUCUCUCUCUACAGAAGACAAGUAACACUCUUGGACCUUGAAGAAGUCUGGCAAGGGUUUCCUAGAGGCUGCUGAUAUGACAGUAGCCAUUCUGGGUCCAGUGGUGGUGUGAGGGAUGAUAUUCUGCCUGGGAGAAAAGAGCAGCAUGAAGAAUGUUUCGGUCACAGGGCCUUGACAUGCUCUUAAGCCUCCUGAGGCCUGUCUUCCUCCACCUAUCAAACAAGAAGGCUCUGAAGGCUUUUUCUCUUCAGCACCCUUGCCUCCCCAUGGUAGAACAUUAUGACCAUAAGUGGGGGCAGGGUCCCUGAAAUAUUCUUUUUUAAAAAAUAUUUUUCUUAAUUUAUUAUUGAUAGAGACAGAAAUUGAGAGUGGUGGGGGAUAGAGAGGGAGAGAGACAGACACCUGCAGCCCUGAUUCACCAUUUGUGAAGCUUUCCCUUUGCAGGUGGGGACCAGGGGCUUGAACCUGGGACCUUGUGCACUGUAAUGUGAGUGCUUAACCAGGGGCACCACUGUCUGGCCUUGGGGCACAGUCUUUGUUCUACAGGAUUUUCCACCAGGUCCAAGGCUUCAUCCAGUCCUGUUGACUCAGGAGAGCUGUGCCUUGCUCUCUUGGCCAAGAAUCUGCCUUCUUUCAUUCUUGAGGAUUGAUCAUGCUCAGAAACCAACUUAUCUGGGGUGGGGAUGGGGUCACCAUUAAAAUAAUAACACUACAAGGAGACUUUUAGCUAAGUCCUUCACCUAUACACACACUCGCUUACACACAGAGACACACAGACUCAAUCCCUGGAGGGUAUCCACUUCCUCUUCUGUGUAUCAAACCCAUUUUAGCCUUUCUAAUUAUGUGUGUUAGGAAAAAAUUCAAUCCCACCAACGGGAAAGCACUGCUUCCUCUUAGGGAACUUAGCUAAACCUUCAUGUUGAGGGUGACCCUGGGCACAGGUGGAAGGUAAAGGUCCAGGCACACCUCAGCUUUGGCCCAUAAAUGCAGACUUUACCAGCCAAUACUGAGGCAGUGACUAGUCAGCACGGUGCCAGGGGCCCAGUCCUCCCCUUCCUGCUCGUUCGCCUCCACUGCCUCCCUGGCCCAUAGAUGUGUUGUUCUGUACUGGUGGUUGCCUGCUCCGGCCUGCCCAUUUGCCUGCACAGAGUGCUGUGGCCUUGUUCUGUAAUGUACUGUGUAUAUGUAUGUCCUGACUCUGUGGUUUACUAUAAAUAAAAAUGACAGCAGUUGGCUGACCCCUGAA
This is a messenger RNA of Erinaceus europaeus (western European hedgehog), 6605 nucleotides long. RefSeq names its product diacylglycerol kinase gamma (gene DGKG). Gene Ontology annotation, molecular function: calcium ion binding; ATP-dependent diacylglycerol kinase activity. Lineage: Eukaryota; Metazoa; Chordata; Mammalia; Eulipotyphla; Erinaceidae. Gene Ontology annotation, cellular component: plasma membrane. The transcript is spliced from 26 exons. The record is from RefSeq and is a predicted model, not a curated record. Gene Ontology annotation, biological process: lipid phosphorylation; diacylglycerol metabolic process; intracellular signal transduction. Bases 573 to 2948 code for a protein of 791 amino acids.